GUCGCAUUAACGCGGUGAUGUGUGCCCUGAACAGUCUGAUGCCCAUGAUGGGCUACGCCGUCUACUCUCCUCUCUACUACAACACUGUCGACACCUUCCCCGCUGCCCAGUUCUUCUUUGCUGCCAGUCUCAACGUCAUCAUCAUGGUCACUUUCAUAUUGUUGCAAUUGAUGAAUCACGAUACAUCAGACGACACCAAGGACGUGGAGGUCGGACCCAAGAACGAAAGCAUCUAUGGUCUCCAAAAGAAAUUUUCUGAUGUCUCCGUGAAGUCAAAUGGCCAUGGAGAAACGAGACUCCGUCGUCACAGCACCCAGGAGCCCUCCACACCAAGCCAGCUCUCCAACCCAAGAACUAACUCCAAGGAAAACACUCCUAGCUUGAGAUCCUUAACACAAACUCACAACUCUCCUUCUGAGAGACACUCACAGGCUCCAGCUGUCAGCGGGACUCGAGCAGCUACAGGAAUCAUUGCUGUUUGUAAACACUCUCAGUCUCCUGAGUCGUCAACAGUGUCGGCUGACAAUCUCCCGGGUACAGUGGCCCGGAGGGACACGGACCGUCACGAGAACCAGGCAACCGGAUGCUACUCCAGCAAGUUCAGUGAUGCUGAGAUCACUGCAUCAGAGGGCACUGUAGAGUCUCCCUUGGAUAGUAAGACUCCGAGGUACUCUAGCUAGUAAGGCUCCAAGGGACUCUUGAAUAGUAAGGCUCCAAGGGACUCUUGGAUAGUAAGGCUCCAAGGGACUCUUGGAUAGUAAGGCUCCAAGGGACUCUAGCUGGUAAGGCUCCAAGGGACUCUUGGAUAGUAAGGCUCCAAGGGACUCUAGCUGGUAAGGCUCCAAGGGACUCUUGGAUAGUAAGGCUCCAAGGGACUCUAGCUGGUAAGGCUCCAAGGGACUCUUGGAUAGUAAGGCUCCAAGGGACUCUUGGAUAGUAAGGCUCCAAAGGGACUCUUGGAUAGUAAAGCUCCAAGGAACUCUUGGAUAGUAAGGCUCCAAGGGACUCUUGGAUAGUAAGGCUCCAAGGGACUCUUGAUAGUAAGGCUCCAAGGGACUCUUGGAUAGUAAAGCUCCAAGGGACUCUUGGAUAGUAAGGCUCCAAGGGACUCUAGCUAGUAAGGCUCCAAGGGACUCUUCAAUAGUAAGGCUCCAAGGGACUCUUGGAUAGUAAGGCUCCAAGGGACUCUUGAUAGUAAGGCUCCAAGGGACUCUUGGAUAGUAAGGCUCCAAGGGACUCUUGGAUAGUAAGGCUCCAAGGGACUCUAGCUAGUAAGGCUCCAAGGGACACUUCAAUAGUAAGGCUCCAAGGGACUCUUGGAUAGUAAGGCUCCAAGGGACUCUUGGAUAGUGAGGCUCCAAGGGACUCUUGGAUAGUAAGGCUCCAAGGGACUCUUGAUAGUAAGGCUCCAAGGGACUCUUGGAUAGUAAGGCUCCAAGGGACUCUUGGAUAGUAAGGCUCCAAGGUACUCUUGAUAGUAAGGCUCCAAGGGACUCUUGGAUAGUAAGGCUCCAAGGGACUCUUGAUAGUAAGGCUCCAAGGGACUCUUGGAUAGUAAGGCUUCAAGGGACUCUUGAUAGUAAGGCUCCAAGGGACUCUUGAUAGUAAGGCUCCAAGGGACUCUUGGAUAAUAAGGCUCCAAGGGACUCUUGGAUAAUAAAGCUCCAAGGGACUCUUGGAUAGUAAGGCUCCAAGGGACUCUUGAAUAGUAAGGCUCCAAGGGACUCUUGAUAGUAAGGCUCCAAGGAACUCUUGAUAAUAAGGCUCCAAGGAACUCUUGAACAGUAAGGCCCCAAGGGACUCUUGGAUAAUAAGGCUCCAAGGGACUCUUGGAUAGUAAGGCUCCAAGGGACUCUUGGAUAGUAAGGCUCCAAGGGACUCUUGGAUAAUAAGGCCCCAAGGGACUCUUGGAUAGUAAGGCUCCAAGGGACUCUAGCUAGUAAGACUCCAAGGGACUCUUGGAUAGUAAGGCUCCAAGGGACUCUAGCUAGUAAGGCUCCAAGGGACUCUAGCUAGUAAGACUCCAAGGGACUCUUGAAUAGUAGGGCUCCAAGGGACUCUUGGAUAAUAAGGCUCCAAGGGACUCUUGGAUAAUAAGGCUCCAAGGAACUCUUGUGUAAAUACCUCAUCCACGAAUACAUCAAGCAGGUCUCAAGGCGUAUGUGUAUAGAGCUCAAAAAGUACAAAUAUAAUAAAACUUUGAA
Molecule: messenger RNA, 2204 nt
Organism: Procambarus clarkii (red swamp crayfish)
Lineage: Eukaryota; Metazoa; Arthropoda; Malacostraca; Decapoda; Cambaridae
Source: RefSeq, a predicted model, not a curated record